CUUGUCAACAACCGCGGCUCGCUGGCGGAGCGGCGUCACAACAGCAGCAGCAGCGGGCCUGACAGGGCUGUCCGGGAGGAGUGAGGAGAAGCCUUCCCUUAAGGGUCAUGCUGAAUUUUGGAGCUUCUCCUUUCCAGCUCGCUGAGGAAGGAAUGGAGAUGAUUACCAAAAACAAGCACAUUAGGAAGCGUUCUUGGAAUAAUACCACUGAAAAAAGUGAUUUUGAAGCUGUAGAAGCUCUGAUGUCCAUGAGUUGCAGUUGGAAAUCAGACUAUAAGAAAUAUGUUGAACUGAGACCAAUAACACCAGCACCUGAUUCAUCUGAAGAACUUGAGGACAACCUGCUAUCUCCCGCUGACUUCCCUACAAUAUCAGCCUUUUGUCUGACUCCACCCUACAGCCCUUCCGACCUUGAAAUGUCACAGUCAAUCCAUCCAGCAACACCAGCACCAUCUACUGUACAGAGCAAGCAACUUACGGACGCUUCUGAACAAGGCUUUACAGCCACUUUUAAAGAUACUGAAAAGACCCCAUCAGCAAGAAUGCUGAAAGCUCAGGCAACAAGUGUCAUUCGUCACACAGCUGAUGUCCAGCUUUGCAAUAACAGAACCUGUCCAACAAGGACUGUCAGUAUGCCGAAGCAUCAGGGUGAUAAUAUGAGGGAAGCAAGUCAACAAGACAAUGCAGAAACAGAACAAAAAGCAUCAAGUGAAAACUUGCCAGUGGGUUCUGCAGUUUCUGAAGAUAAAGUGCCUGAUACACAAAAAGAAAAAUGUUCAAUGCUGACACUUAGUCCAGUGCCUUUCACACAGACUGCAUCUAGCGCCCCUGUAUAUAUCCCUGGAUCAGUACAGCGGUCUGCAUUGUUUGUUCCUCCACCUCCUAUGCAAGCAGCAGGAGUUUCUUCAGUGCCACUGGUUUGCCAAAUGGUUCCGCUGCCUGCUAACAACUCUGUUGUGACCGCAGUAGUACCCAACACUCCCAAUAGUCAACUGACACCAAACCUUUGUCAGCCGAUGGUGUUCAUGGGAGCCCAGGUUCCCAAAGGAGCUCUUAUGUUUGUUGUGCCACAGACCGUUGUUCAGAAUCCAAAGACUCCGGUAAUCAGUCCAAAUGGCACCAGACUCUCCCCUAUUGCUCCGGCUCCAGGUUUUGCCCCUGCUGCAACGAAGAGCGCUCAACCCAUUGACUCUUUAAGAAUACGAAGUCAUGUUUGUAACUAUCCAGGAUGUGGAAAAACCUAUUUCAAGAGUUCUCAUUUGAAAGCUCAUGUUAGAACACACACAGGAGAAAAGCCAUUCAGCUGCAGUUGGAAAGGCUGUGAGAGGAGAUUUGCCCGUUCCGAUGAACUGUCUCGCCACCGCAGAACACACACUGGUGAGAAAAAAUUUGCUUGCCCAAUGUGUAAUCGACGAUUCAUGAGGAGUGACCACUUAACAAAACAUGCACGUCGGCACUUGUCAGCCAAGAAAUUACCAAACUGGCAAAUGGAAGUGAGCAAGUUGAAUGAUAUUAUUGUGCCACCUCCUUCUGCACCUGCACAGUGAAAGGAAAUCCUUUGAUGACAUGGUUAACUCACUGUAGCCACUGUGACUGGAACGCCAACAGUGUGGGAAACGGCUUGGGAAACAAGUUUGGUUCUAGUAUCAGCCUCUGGUGGAGGCUCAGAAAGAGGCAGUGGCACACUGUACUCCCAGGAGUGUUGGUGACUGCAGGUCUUUCUUGUACCCGAGGAAGGGAGAAAUAGAAAUGUCCAUGACAGUCCAAGAAUAAGGUUUUAUGCAUCUGGAAAGAAUUCAUAUGCACUAUAGAUCAGCAGGUAUAAGCCAGAGAGCUUUAUACAGGUGUUAGGUCUUGAGAAUCUAUUCAGAGAAGCUGUAAACAAAACAUAGAAAAAAAUUACUCAUUUCUAGCACAGAAUCAGGGAUAACACCUUCUCUAUACCAGUAAGCUGCAUCUUCUUUUUAAGCAGGAGAAUGUUUGGUUUCAUUCUUUUAAGACCCAAUUGUGAAUUAUAGUGGAAGUUUGGUUCUUACCAACUUCUUGAGAUUAGACUUGUUUAUCUCCAUUCCCUAGCAUAUCAAGUCUAGCUAAAGUAAUUAUAACAGUUCUGAAUAUCUGUUAAGUAUAUGAAUGAGUAAGAUGUUACAUGGUUGGCUUAUUCUGACAUGUAAAUCUAAUAGUAUCUUACUAUUUAUUUUGAAAACAUCAUUAUUACCAUUUACUGUACUUCAGCAUCUUCUGAUGCUUCUGCUUUUUAAGUUGCUUAGGGUUACAUUUAUACUUUCAAAUUCUAUGCCAUCAAAUGUUCAAAAACUUGGUACAGUGCACUUUGUUUAAAAUAUAAUCUUAUAGGAGAUUAUGAGGAAGGAAAGACAAGAGUAGCAUGCUAUGUUACUUUCUGAAAUAAGUCGUAAUAGGAGUAUAAGCGGCCUUAGUAUGUUGAAGGUAUAGUUUAGGCUGUAUUAAAAUUGGGAAAUGUGGGCUUGUGCAAGAAGAAGAAAAAGGAUUGAAUUGAAAAAUUAACCCUGUGGGUACACCGUGAUCUUUGCAUCAUUUUUCUCUCCCAUUUCUACUAUAGCGGAGAAGAAUGAGCUGCUAGUAAAAUGGUGUAAUAUCUAUUUUCUGACUACUUUAAAAUUUUUGCACAGUGUUUCUUAUAAUGUACUUUAUACCUUGUUUACAAUAAAGAGCAGUUUUCUUUAAUAUAAAGAAGU
This is a messenger RNA of Pogona vitticeps (central bearded dragon), 2717 nucleotides long. It is a transcript of the gene KLF10, whose product is annotated as KLF transcription factor 10. NCBI's taxonomy places the organism in Eukaryota, Metazoa, Chordata, Lepidosauria, Squamata, Agamidae. The record is from RefSeq and is a predicted model, not a curated record. Gene Ontology annotation, molecular function: DNA-binding transcription factor activity, RNA polymerase II-specific; RNA polymerase II cis-regulatory region sequence-specific DNA binding. Gene Ontology annotation, biological process: regulation of transcription by RNA polymerase II.